GUGGUCACGCGGUUUGGGGUGAAAGUGGAAUUGUCGGAUCGUGGAAUGCUGAAACCGAUCGGUACGCUCCUGGACCAGCAGGUCGGUAUAUAAGCGGUGAUCAGGUAUCUGACUUCUCAUUACGUGAUUCAUUCAGAUUCGUUGUUCCGUGCGUGUCGCGGGCAUACGUCUUUCAGUUGUAUUGCUAAAUUCGCGCACGCCUUCAGUCGGUGAUCGCGUACUACGGUAGUUCUCAUAAUUUUAUGUAACUUGUGUCAAACAUACGUCGUCCAUUUUAAUUGUGCGCGAAUCGUCACCGUCAGUUGGAUAGCCAAUCGUUGGGCAUGCGAAUAGUUGCAAGGUCAAGUUCUGUGCGUUGACAGAUCCAUAUUCAAACCCGAGGGAAUACGAUCCAGGGCAACAGUUUGCAUCUUUUAUUUGCUACAGACAAAAUGAGUAGUGAAAAGGACAUAAGAUUUUCUGCAGUUAAAAUGGCAGACUCUCGCAUCGAUAUGUACGAAGAAUCAUUGGGAUCCAAUCUCGCUAAAAAGGCACAACAAUCACCAGCUUUGAUCAUCGGUCUAGUGGGUUUGGUAGCCACUUGUGCGAUUGGAGCUUACAAGUACAAACACAGAGGGGCAAUGUCGACCUCUGUCUUUCUGAUGCAACUCAGAGUCGCUGCACAAGGAGUAGCUAUAGGAAGUCUCACGAUUGGAAUGACAUACUCAAUGAUCAAUGACUACGUUUUACACAGGAAGAAGGAAUGAUAAUGCAUAGGUCCUCAAUGAUAAAGAAAUAAUUAGAGAAAUUAAUAAAAAUUAAUAUACUCCAGCAAUAGAACUUAUGACAAUUACUCCUGGAAUAAUGAAAAAAAUAAUGUCAAUAAAUUUUAAUUUUCUUUGUUAGCCAGAUAUUUGGCACAUUUCAAAUUCUAUCAUUUCGAUAUUCUAUUUAGAUAUAUUCUAUAGUAACACUAUUUAUUUUCAUCGCUAGAUUUGCAUAUAUACAUACGUACGAGUCGUUCAGAUGAAAAUGUAGGGAAUGUUCACAACAUUACAUCAGAGAACUUUUCGAAUUCAUAAUCCUUACCUAGUGCAGGUACAUGACAGAUGAGGUUCUUUGUUUAUUUUUAUUUUUUUGCAUAAGCACAUACAAUGCACCCAAUUUUGUAAUACUGAAUGAGAUUAUACAUUUCAAAAUAAGUACUUUGAGUUGAUUCUCUUUCUAUUUGUGGCAAUUGAAUACUGAUUUUUAUCAGUAAAAAUAACAAAUUUCCCUUAACAAUUUACGAUUUGCACAGUAAUUUGUGAUUGGAAAGAAUUUUCAAUACUCCAUUUUACCUAAUACUGCAUCUGGACACCUCGUACGUUAAUCGUCAUACCAAUAACGUUUUAUCAAAUACUUUGGAUUUGUAUUAUGUUCGAAUAAUAAUGUGUAUCUCAGUUGAUGUAUGAAAAUGAAAAAUUGUAAAGACUGGACCUUUUUUUCGGCAGAUUAAAUAUGUUAGUUCUAAUGUAUGGCAAAUGAAAAAAGAAAGAAAAUAUUUUUCAUUAGUACCAUAAGCUGUGAUCAUUUAUUGUCAACGUGUCGACUGUGAAAAAAUUUGUACAUACAUACAUAAUGUAGUAGCGUGAUAUUUUCAAAUGUACGCCUCGCAAUUUGUACGUUAAUUACGUAUUGUACAAAUUUCUUGACGCAGGGUAUGAAUUGUAUAUUAUUAUAGCAUCUCAUUAUAUUUAUUGUUGUAUAUAUAUUUCGUGUACAAUAAUACAUACCUAACUGUUUAUUUA
This is a messenger RNA of Neodiprion virginianus, 1769 nucleotides long. RefSeq names its product HIG1 domain family member 1A, mitochondrial-like. Gene Ontology annotation, biological process: mitochondrial respirasome assembly. Lineage: Eukaryota; Metazoa; Arthropoda; Insecta; Hymenoptera; Diprionidae. Bases 432 to 746 code for a protein of 104 amino acids. Gene Ontology annotation, cellular component: mitochondrion. The transcript has 3 exons. The record is from RefSeq and is a predicted model, not a curated record.